AUGCGGUCUUUGCUUCCUACGGCAGUGACUUCGCUUCUACAAGUCUGCUUCGCAGCAGAUGCCGCAGAUUGGCGGUCUAGAUCUAUCUAUCAGGUCCUUACGGAUCGCUUCUCAUGGACAGAUGGCAGCACAACGGCGCCUUGCGAUGUUGCGAACAACAUGUACUGCGGCGGCACCUGGAAAGGCCUCGAGAACAAGCUCGAAUACAUCAAGAACAUGGGCUUCACAGCUGUGUGGAUAUCGCCCAUCACGGAACAAGUGGCUAAUGCCUACCACGGCUACUACCAGACCGACCUCUACUUAGUGAAUUCAAGAUUCGGUACCGCAGAGGAUCUCAAGUCCCUAGCAUCAACGCUGCAUUCGAAGGGCAUGUACCUCAUGGUCGACAUCGUGCCCAAUCACAUGGCUUUCCCCGGAUGCCCCGACAAAGUCGACUACGGUCACUUGGGAACCUUCAACCAUCCCGAUCACUUCCACAGCUACUGUCCAAUGCACAAUAUGGAGAACCAGACCGAGGUCGAGGAUUGCUGGCUUGGUGACUGCAGUAUGACGUUGCCGGACAUCAAGACUGAGAACACGCAAGUGGCGGGCGAAAUGAACACGUGGGUCAAGACGCUGGUAUCAGACUACAGCAUCGAUGGGCUGCGCAUCGACAGCGUCAAGAAUGUGAACAAGGACUUCUUCCCGCCUUUCUGCCAGAGUGCGGGUGUCUUCUGCAUGGGCGAGGUGUCAGAGGGAGAGGCGAACUACACGUAUCCGUACCAGUCGUACAUGGAUUCAGUGCUGGACUAUCCGCUAUAUUAUGCCGUCACGCGUGUGUUCCAGCAGCAGAGCAAUAUGUCGGAUCUGGUGGUUGGGCUGGCUGCAUGCACAGAGAAUGGCGAGAUGGGGUGCAAAGAUCCAACGCUACUGGGUACCUUCUUUGAGAACCACGAUAACCCACGAUUUGCGCAUACCACCCAAGAUCUCAGCCUCGUCAAGAACGCACUGGCGUUCACGCUGUUGGGCGAUGGCAUCCCGAUCGUGUACCAAGGCCAGGAGCAGCACUACGCUGGAGGCGACGACCCUGGGUGUCGCGAGGCGCUGUGGUUAUCUGGGUUCAAUACCACAUCCCCUCUUUAUAAGCACAUUGCUCUCCUCAACAACCUCCGCAAUCACAUCGCGGCCCACAGGUCCACCUACCUCGGCUACCAGACCCGCGUCCUCGCGUAUACUGCUACGGAAUUACAGCUUCGCAAAGAUACUAUUCGCAUCAUAUUGAGCAACCAGGGCGAGAAGGCUCCGACUUGGACGCUGAAGACGCAGGGGAUGGAGUUCGAGAGCGGAAAGACAGUGGUAGAUGUGCUGAGCUGCGCGAAGUAUGGGGUAGAUGGUAACGGCGACGCUGACGUCCAGAUGGAAGCGGGUGAACCGGUUGUGCUUGUCGAUGAGAGCGCGCUGGGCGGGAGCUCAUUAUGUGGGUAUUAG
This is a messenger RNA of Didymosphaeria variabile, 1467 nucleotides long. RefSeq lists its product as uncharacterized. The transcript has 4 exons. Gene Ontology annotation, biological process: carbohydrate catabolic process. NCBI's taxonomy places the organism in Eukaryota, Fungi, Ascomycota, Dothideomycetes, Pleosporales, Didymosphaeriaceae. Bases 1 to 1467 code for a protein of 488 amino acids. Gene Ontology annotation, molecular function: alpha-amylase activity; calcium ion binding. The record is from RefSeq and is a predicted model, not a curated record.